GCAAAGUUAAAAUGGGUAUAUAGAAGCCAUUGGAGUUUGGAUUAAUGGAUUAUGGACCGGGCCGGGUAUUUUAGUCAAAUUAACCACACACCAAUUUGCUUAGGAGCUAAGUUGUUUAUAUUUUGCAGAUUCAAAAUUCCAUAUACCAUUUUAUUAAUAAAUAAAAAAAUCUAUUGUAGACGGGGAAUUUAGUAAUGAUGGUCCCCACACAACACAAAGUCCAACGUGUCGCAGAUCUGUGUGCUGCAAUGAGGCGAUAUUUUGUUUGUUGAAGCGCGUGUGAGACUUUGAAGCACCGGUGAAGGAGCAGCUGCCACGCGUCCAAAUUCAUGUCAUUUAAAUUAAGUUUCUCAACGGCUUGGCGCUUACCCAUUGAAACUCGAGUCACUAAUCGAACGGCCCAUAUGCAUCGAUCAUCAUCACUCACGCUAUUUAGAGAAGGAAAAUGUGAGACCGAGGGUUUUUGUUUUCUUUCUGUUAUUACACAACACACUCUGUGAAAAAGGGGGAGUUUCUUAUUCCUUCUAGACGCUUCCAUUGAUCGGCGAUUUCUGAUACAUGGCGGAGCAUCACGAACACGAGGAAGUGAAGGGUGAGUCCUUGUUGGAGAAGAUUUCUGGGAAGAUCCACGACCACGAUUCCUCGUCUUCGUCGGAUUCCGACAACGACAAAACCAGCGCCACUGAUUCCUUCAAGUCUAAUGUUUUCAGGCUUUUCGGCAGAGAAAAGCCCAUUCAUCAUGUUCUUGGCGGUGGAAAACCGGCUGAUGUUUUUCUAUGGAGAAACAAGAAGAUAUCCGCAUCGACACUCGGAGUUGCGACCGCUAUAUGGGUUCUGUUUGAAUUGCUUGAGUACCACCUCCUGACUUUGGUUUGCCACUUCCUGAUCCUUGCUCUGGCGGGGUUGUUCUUGUGGUCCAAUGCAUCCACUUUCAUCAACAAGAGUCCACCAAAGAUCCCACAAGUGCACAUUCCAGAGGAACCUGUUUUAAAAUUUGCCUCUGCUCUUAGAAUUGAGAUCAAUCGGGCUUUUGCGGUGUUAAGGGAUAUUGCUUCUGGAAGGGAUCUCAAGAAGUUCUUAUCAGUGAUUGCUGGAUUAUGGGUUUUCUCUAUUCUGGGUUGUUGGGCCAACUUCUUGACCUUGUUCUACAUAGCUUUUGUUUUGCUUCACACUGUGCCUGUGCUUUAUGAGAAAUAUGAAGAUCAUGUCGACUCUUUUGGUGAGAAAGCAAUUGCCGAGAUUAAGAAGCAAUAUGCAGUGUUUGAUGCGAAGGUAUUGAGCAAGAUACCCAGAGGACCUCUGAAAGAUAAAAAGAAAGAUUGAAGUGGGCACUAGAUUCUGACAAAUAUGUUGUAGUGGGGUUUCAGGAACCCUAUGAUGUCAUAUUUUAUUUUUUUAGGGUCCUUUUACUAGAGACACUGUGGAAGAAAAGUAUCUUAUAUAUUUUUCUUCUGGCUUUAUAUGUACCUCUCAAGAAAUCCUAUAUGCUGCUUAUGGAUGACUUGUUAUUGUGUUGUAUUUACAUGAUGAAUACAUACUCUGCAUUUGAAUGCUUUCGUAGAUGUCGUGGUAAUUAUGUUUCCCAAA
Glycine soja is the source of this 1587-nucleotide messenger RNA. Its product is annotated as reticulon-like protein B2. NCBI's taxonomy places the organism in Eukaryota, Viridiplantae, Streptophyta, Magnoliopsida, Fabales, Fabaceae. Bases 559 to 1323 code for a protein of 254 amino acids. The transcript has 5 exons. The record is from RefSeq and is a predicted model, not a curated record.